Molecule: messenger RNA, 883 nt
Organism: Alternaria alternata
Lineage: Eukaryota; Fungi; Ascomycota; Dothideomycetes; Pleosporales; Pleosporaceae
Exons: 2
Coding region: 135-581 (148 amino acids)
Source: RefSeq, a predicted model, not a curated record
CCGACUACUACUCUUCAGAUUACAGACGAGUCACAGAAUGGCUUCCAUGUGCGAGGCAGAACUGAUUGGGAAUCCAAAUUGUUCGAUGAAAGCUUGAAGAAUGAACAAUUCGGUACUACAAUCCAUUGUCUCGGAUGGUAGCAGAUGCGAGCCGUGAUCUCGACUCCAGGUUGGCCCAAGUCACCGGACUCAUUGACUACUGCGCUACGGAAGAAGACUACCCGCGCCAGUCAGUCCUGAACUUCAUCUUCCACAUAUACAAAGAGAUCUAUCAACUCUCCGCCUACAAUGACCGCCUCUCAUUACUCGGACACCAUCUUCCGACUUUAAAGGCCUUGAUCCUCUUCUUCCCUGAUUUGGAGGAGAGUCACCGACUCGAGUUGGUGUAUGUUAUUGGUAAAAAGUCCUGUAUAUGUUGGAUACAUGUUUCAUCGAUGAAUGAUGGGACAUGGGAAAAAGACUGGCAAGAGAGUUGGACGCGUUUUGUCCUAAGAUGGGGGGUUUUCCACGAAGCGCUAUGGCCGUCUCCAAGCAGGAAUUCUGAUUAUCCUCUGUCUGCUGCUUGUGGUAGCCAGAGAUAGCCUACCACACGCGUAUAAGUCAAAACUGUCGUCCUUUGGUCGCUCACCAGAUAUAGGAAUGGGUGUCUCCAUGCCGGACAAGGCUAGCGAUGUGCGAACAAACUUCCAAAGAAUCUAACCGUCUGACCGUAUGUGUUGCCUUACGGAUCACCAGUGCAUGCGCUAUCCUGUCAUCAUCAGAUCAGGUAUACUGUUCUUCCACUCGAUGUUGGUUGUGUCUAAAAUGACGCGCACUUUUGUUGUUGUGUCAUGAAUUACAACAUUCUAUAGCAAGGCUCGAUAACAAAACACGGUCCAUGAUC